Knipowitschia caucasica is the source of this 1053-nucleotide messenger RNA. NCBI's taxonomy places the organism in Eukaryota, Metazoa, Chordata, Actinopteri, Gobiiformes, Gobiidae. The record is from the annotation of a GenBank genome assembly.
AUGGCUACAGGGCAGGUGUGGCUGCAGGUGUGGCUACAGGGUAGGUGUGGCUACAGGGCAGGUGUGGCUGCAGGUGUGGCUACAGGGCCGGUGUGGCUACAGGGCAGGUGUGGCUGCAGGUGUGGCUGCAGGUGUGGCUACAGGGCCGGUGUGGCUACAGGGCAGGUGUGGCUGCAGGUGUGGCUACAGGGCCGGUGUGGCUACAGGGCAGGUGUGGCUACAGGGCAGGUGUGGCUGCAGGGCCGGUGUGGCUACAGGGCAGGUGUGGCUACAGGGCAGGUGUGGCUGCAGGUGUGGCUACAGGGCAGGUGUGGCUGCAGGGCAGGUGUGGCUGCAGGGCAGGUGUGGCUGCAGGUGUGGCUACAGGUAGGUGUGGCUGCAGGUAGGUGUGGCUGCAGGGCAGGUGUGGCUGCAGGGCAGGUGUGGCUGCAGGGCAGGUGUGGCUGCAGGUGUGGCUACAGGGCAGGUGUGGUUACAGGGGUAGGUGUGGCUACAGGGCAGGUGUGGCUGCAGGUGUGGCUACAGGGUAGGUGUGGCUGCAGGUGUGGCUACAGGGCAGGUGUGGCUACAGGGCAGAUGUGGUUACAGGGUAGGUGUGGCUACAGGGUAGGUGUGGCUACAGGGCAGGUGUGGCUGCAGGUGUGGCUACAGGGUAUGGCUACAGGGCAGGUGUGGCUGCAGGUGUGGCUACAGGGUAUGGCUACAGGGCAGGUGUGGCUGCAGGUGUGGCUACAGGGUAGGUGUGGUGGCUACAGGGCAGGUGUGGUGGCUACAGGGCAGGUGUGGCUACAGGGCAGGUGUGGCUACAGGGCAGGUGUGGCUGCAGGGCAGGUGUGGCUGCAGGGCAGGUGUGGCUGCAGGUGUGGCUGCAGGUGUGGCUACAGGGUGUGGCUGCAGGUGUGGCUACAGGGUAGGUGUGGCUACAGGGCAGGUGUGGCUGCAGGGCAGGUGUGGCUGCAGGGCAGGUGUGGCUGCAGGGCAGGUGUGGCUGCAGGUGUGGCUACAGGGUAUGGCUACAGGGCAGGUGUGGCUGCAGGUGUGGCUACAGGGUAG